AUGAUCACAGUCAAUUCGGAUGGAAAAAUAAUGAUCAGAAGAUGUCUUGUCACCUUGAGACCUUUUAGGAUAUUUGUGCUGGGCAUUGGAUUUUUCACCCUGUGCUUCUUAAUGACAUCUUUGGGAGGCCAGUUUUCAGCCAAAAGACUGGGAGACUCUCCCUUCACCAUCAGAACCGAAGUGAUGGGCGCGCUGGAGUCCAGAGGGGUGCUGCGGAAGAUGAGCGACAUGCUGGAGAUGAUGGUGAAGAGGAUGGACGUACUAGCCAGGCUGGAGAAUAGCACUGACUUCCGGAAAGGGGAGGAGGCACGUUUUCCUCCGGACAGGUUCCAGCCAGCAGCAGGUUUGAUGGAGAGGAUCCAAGCUAUUGCUCAGAAUGUCUCUGACAUUGCAGUGAAAGUAGAUCAGAUUCUCCGGAACAGCCUCAUGAAUGGGAAAGUGAUAGAAGGCAGACGGGACCAGUGUGAGGUGCCCAGGGACCCCAAAUACCCUGACUGCUCUGGAAAAGUGGAGUGGAUGAGGGCCAGGUGGACGUCCGACCCCUGCUAUGCAUUUUUUGGCGUGGACGGCACAGAAUGCUCGUUCCUCAUCUACCUCAGCGAAGUUGAGUGGUUUUGUCCUCCGCUGCCUUGGAGAAAUCAGACGGCAGCCAUGCCAUCCUCAAAGCCACCGCCCAGAGUGCAGGCAGCUUUUCGGAGCAACCUCUCUUACCUCCUUGAGCUGAUCGGGAGUGGCAAGGAAUCCUUGAUCUUCAUGAAGAAGAGAGUCCGGCACUUGGCCUCACAGUGGCUUCUGGCAACCCAAAGCCUGGCGCAGAAACUGAAGGGCAGACGGAGGGAUCAAAAACAGAUCUUGAUUCACAUCGGCUUCCUGACGGAGGAGUCAGGGGAUGUUUUCAGCCCCAGGGUGCUGAAGGGCGGACCUCUGGGCGAGAUGGUCCAAUGGGCAGAUAUCUUAGCUGCCCUCUUCGUUCUGGGACACAGCCUGAAAGUCACGGUUUCUUUGAAAGAGCUGCAGAGUAAUUUAGGGGUGCCUCCGGGACGUGGCAAUUGUCCCUUGACUGUCCCUUUGCCCUUUGACCUCAUUUAUACUGAUUACCAUGGCCUCCAGCAAAUGAAGCAACACAUGGGGCUCUCCUUUAAGAAAUACAGGUGUCGCGUUCGGGUCAUCGAUACCUUUGGGACAGAGCCAGCCUACAACCUUGAGGAGUAUGCCACUCUGCAUGGCUACCGGACAAACUGGGGGUACUGGAACCUGAAUCCCAAGCAGUUCAUGACUAUGUUUCCUCACACUCCCGACAACUCCUUCAUGGGCUUUGUGUCCGAGGAGCUCAACGAGACCGAGCGGCAGUUCAUUAAGUCCAACAAAGCAAGCAACAUGGCAGUGGUGUACGGGAAGGAAGCCAGCAUCUGGAAGUUGCAGGGCAAAGAAAAGUUCCUGGCCAUCCUUAACAAGUACAUGGAGAUCCACGGCACUGUUUAUUAUGAAACCCAGCGUCCUCCGGAGGUCCCAGCCUUUGUCAAGAACCAUGGCCUUCUGCCACAGCACGAGUUCCAGCAGCUUCUGAGAAAAGCCAAGCUUUUCAUCGGAUUUGGAUUCCCCUAUGAAGGUCCCGCCCCUUUGGAAGCGAUAGCCAAUGGGUGUGUUUUCCUGCAGUCUCGUUUCAAUCCGCCACACAGCUCCCUCAAUCACGAAUUCUUCAGGGGGAAGCCUACAUCAAGAGAGGUGUCCUCCCAACACCCCUAUGCAGAGGACUUCAUAGGGAAGCCUCAUGUGUGGACGGUGGACUACAAUAACUCAGAGGAGUUUGAAGCCGCUAUCAAAACCAUCAUGAGGACCAAGGUGGACCCUUACGUACCCUAUGAAUACACCUGCGAGGGGAUGCUGGAGCGGAUUCACGCUUACAUUCAGCACCAGGAUUUCUGUGCUGGAGCUUCUCCUCCUCUGCCAGUGAAGCCCAACGGCCAUGCUAUGCCAAGCUCUCCAAGCCUAUUCACCCUGUCGCCCAACGCCACUCACCUUGUGUGGUCGUACAACGCCAGCAGCGCCCCCCAUGUCUGGCCUCCCGUGAGCUCCAUGCAGGUGUGGGUGUCUGAGGCCGGGCAAGCCUGCACUGAGACCUGUCAGGAGCACAGGCUGGUCUGCGAGCCGACAUUCUUCGAGUUUCUCAACAAGAAGGACGUGUUUCUCCAGCUUCGCAUUGCCUGUGACAGCGCGGAGUCUGAGAUGAGCCACCUCUACCCAGCACUGGCUGAAAAUGUGCAGGAGUGCUACCUCCAGAAGGAACCGCUGCUGUACAGCUGCGCAGGCUACAGCACCAAGUACCGGCGCCUCUGCCCAUGUCGCGAUUAUCGGAAAGGACAAGUGGCUCUGUGCAGGGACUGCUUGUGA
Emys orbicularis (European pond turtle) is the source of this 2391-nucleotide messenger RNA. It is a transcript of the gene MGAT5B, whose product is annotated as alpha-1,6-mannosylglycoprotein 6-beta-N-acetylglucosaminyltransferase B. Bases 1 to 2391 code for a protein of 796 amino acids. Lineage: Eukaryota; Metazoa; Chordata; Testudines; Emydidae. Gene Ontology annotation, cellular component: Golgi apparatus. Gene Ontology annotation, molecular function: alpha-1,6-mannosylglycoprotein 6-beta-N-acetylglucosaminyltransferase activity. The record is from RefSeq and is a predicted model, not a curated record. The transcript has 18 exons. Gene Ontology annotation, biological process: protein N-linked glycosylation.